Molecule: messenger RNA, 2308 nt
Organism: Chironomus riparius
Lineage: Eukaryota; Metazoa; Arthropoda; Insecta; Diptera; Chironomidae
Source: the annotation of a GenBank genome assembly
UUUUUUCAGUCUUUCUCAGGUCGUUUACCAAAUUACAUUAUUUAUUUUUGUGGUAUUUUUGACAACAUAUUUUCUAUUUUAAAAAUUUAAUUAAAUUUUGAAAAUUAAUUCAUCAUUUUUUUGGAUACGUUUUGAAUUAAAUUGCAAUAAAGUUCACAAUAAAGAGCCACAAAUGAAUCGAGAAUUUGAUAAUCUUAACACCCCAAAAUCCCUCCAAUUCCUCAACGACUCAAUAUUCUCUCGCAAAGACAUCUUCCCAGACCUUCAUCUACUCGAUGGUCCCCUCAAGCCUUACCGCUUCAGCUCAUCAUUCGAUUGGAGGAAAAUGAAGCUCAUUGUUGACAGCGCAGCUGCUUGGGAUGCGAAGUUCAGAGUGUGGAACUUCAUGGAAGGUCAUAAGUUGUUCCAAAAAUCACAUCAAACUCUGUCAAUUGAUGAACAGCGAAGGAUAGCCAACCAAAGAGCGUUGGUGAUUUUUAAUGAGAAUUUUUAUGACUUUGACGAUCUUGCGUUAGAUUCGAAAGUCAACUCAGCAGUUAGUUCCUUUGAACCGUCAAUGCUUGGAAAGUAUAAGAUUCCAUUUGACAUGUUUCCAUUUGUGCUUAGAUUUUUAGGAAGUGAUCGGAUCGAUCACUUGAUUCAAGCUGUUGAUGAGAUGAAAAUUAUUGGAUGUUUUGCAUUGACUGAAAUUGGACAUGGCAGCAACACUCAGUCUAUGAAGACCACAGCAACUUAUGAGCAAUCAUCAAAAUCAUUCGUCUUAAAUACUCCGAACUUUGAAGCUGCAAAGUGCUGGGUCGGUGGUUUAGGAAAGACAGCAACGCAUGCAGUUGUUUAUGCUCAACUUUACACACCAGAUGGACAAUGUCAUGGACUAAACUCAUUUGUGGUUCCUGUCAGAGAUCCUAAGAAUAUGCUGGUUUAUCCUGGCAUCAUCAUUGGUGAUUUGGGUGAGAAAGUGUCGCUGAAUGGCAUUGACAACGGAUUUAUGAUGUUCAACAACUACAAGAUCCCAAAAGAUUAUCUCCUGUCUAAAACUGGUGAUGUUAAUGAAGCUGGAAACUUUGUGACUCAAUUUAAGGAUCCAAAAAAGCGAAUGGGAGUAUCCUUUGCAGCCCUGUCUGGUGGCAGAGUUGGAAUCUGUGAAAUUGCAACUAAUUAUGGAGUCAUGGCGAUAACAAUUGCAAUCAGAUACGCAGCAAGUCGUAAGCACUUCGGACCUGAAAACAGUGAUGUCGAAUAUCCAGUCUUGGAAUAUCAGUCACAACAAUAUCGACUUAUUCCACAUCUUGCAACAGUUUAUGCCUUAAAAUUCUUCUCGAACUGGAUUGGACGGGAAUAUUUCGACAUGAUGAAGAAGACUUUUGAAGGCGAGAAAAUCAGCCCUGAAACUGGAAUGGAAAUUCAUGCAAUUUCAUCGAGUGGAAAGCCUGUCUGUGGCUGGAUGGUACGUGACUUGAUUCAAGAUUGUCGUGAGGCAUGUGGUGGACAUGGAUACUUGAAAUGUGCACAAUUGGGUGACUUAAGGAACAACAAUGAUCCAAAUACAACUUAUGAAGGUGAAAACAAUGUGCUGAUACAGCAGGCAUCAAACUUCUUGCUUGCUGUACGUUCUAAAGGCUGGAUUGCAUUUGAAAAUGCUUCACCACUUGGAACUGCUGCAUUUCUUAAAGACGGUGACAAGAUAUUGAGUAUGAAAUGGAAUUGGACUAAAGUUGGAUGUGCAAUGAAGCCAGAAUAUCUGCUCACAACUUUCAACUGGAUUUGUUCCUACAUGCUGGAGAAAACAUUCAAUCGAGUCAAAAUUCUUCAACAAUCUGGUCAGUCAAGCUUUGAUGUCCGCAACAAUUCACAAACAUUUCAUGCUAAUACUUUAGCUGUUGCCUACGGUCAACGUCAAGUUGUUGCUGCAUUUUUAGAGGAAAUCCAUAAAUUAUCACCUGAUUCAGCAGAACGUGAAGUUCUCACAAAACUUUUGUCACUUUUUGCUGCCAACUUAAUAUCCACAAAAUACAUUGGGGUGCUUUAUGAGAGUGGAUUUAUAGCUUCAAAUGGACCUAAUGUCAAUGACUUGCUACAAACUGGAAUUCUUGCAUUAUUGACUGACUUGAAGAAUGAUGCAGUUUCUCUGGUUGAUUCCAUUGCACCACCUGACUUCAUUCUGAACUCACCACUCGGCAUGAGCGAUGGCAAUGUCUAUAAACAUCUUGAAUCAUACAUAUACCAAACACCAGACACAUUUACACGUGCAUCAUGGUGGAAGGAGUGUGUUUAUAAAGACUUUUUGACAUCCAAGUUAUGAGUUGGG